CAUUGCCGAGGUAGCAGCAGGUCAAAAUGAAGUUCAAUCCGUUUGUGACCUCGGACCGCAGCAAGAAUCGCAAACGGCACUUCAAUGCACCAUCUCACAUUCGCAGGAAGAUCAUGUCUUCUCCCCUUUCCAAGGAACUGAGGCAGAAAUACAAUGUUCGUUCUAUGCCCAUCCGAAAGGAUGAUGAAGUUCAGGUCGUCCGGGGCCAUUACAAAGGGCAGCAGAUCGGCAAGGUGGUCCAGGUCUAUAGAAAGAAGUAUGUCAUCUACAUUGAGCGUGUGCAGCGUGAGAAGGCCAAUGGCACAACUGUUCAUGUGGGCAUCCAUCCCAGCAAGGUGGUCAUCACAAGACCAAAGCUGGAUAAGGAUCGCAAAAAGAUCUUGGAACGUGAAGCAAAGUCUCGCCAAGUUGGAAAGGAGAAGGGAAAAUACAAGGAAGAAACAAUUGAAAAGAUGCAAGAAUAAAAUAGACUCCUUGGUGAUUUUCAUUAAAAUUCCACUAAAAUGGAAAAAAAAAA
Messenger RNA from Euleptes europaea (tarantolino), 517 nucleotides. RefSeq names its product 60S ribosomal protein L26-like. Lineage: Eukaryota; Metazoa; Chordata; Lepidosauria; Squamata; Sphaerodactylidae. Gene Ontology annotation, molecular function: structural constituent of ribosome; RNA binding. The transcript has a single exon. Gene Ontology annotation, cellular component: cytosolic large ribosomal subunit; ribosome. Gene Ontology annotation, biological process: cytoplasmic translation; ribosomal large subunit biogenesis. The coding region runs from base 27 to 464 and encodes 145 amino acids. The record is from RefSeq and is a predicted model, not a curated record.